Molecule: messenger RNA, 1314 nt
Organism: Naegleria gruberi
Lineage: Eukaryota; Heterolobosea; Eutetramitea; Acrasida; Naegleriidae
Exons: 3
Coding region: 1-1314 (437 amino acids)
Biological process (GO): protein transport to vacuole involved in ubiquitin-dependent protein catabolic process via the multivesicular body sorting pathway
Cellular component (GO): ESCRT-0 complex; cytoplasm
Molecular function (GO): protein domain specific binding
Source: RefSeq, a predicted model, not a curated record
AUGAGAGUAUUUAAACAACGUAUUAAAGUUAAACUUGGAAAGGCUGAAUCUACUCAAGACCCAGAAGGAUACAAUGACUUACGUGAUCAAGUGAAAAAGACUGAAAAUUAUGCUAAAGGAGCUUUAAAGAUUGUGAGAGGAUAUUGUCAAAAAUCCGAAGCAAUUACAAAGGUUCAAAAUGAAGUUGGUCAAUACUUGGUAGAAAGUGGUAUGCAAACAAAUGAUGAAGUUGGUGAAUCUUUGAUGAAAAUUGGAGAAGGAUUAAAAUCACUUGCUACUAUUCACCAUGCCAUGUUGGUUAACAUUGUUGAAAAGUUUAUUCAACCAGCUACAGAAUUCAAGAAGGAAGUCAAGGAUUCUGAAGUUUCUCAUAAAAAGUAUGACAAGAAGCGUUUGGAAUUUGAUGCCCAAGUAGAUCUUGUCAAUUCAUUAAAGCAAAAGGGUGAAAAGGUAGAUCCACAAAAAGUUCAAACAGAAGAAGAAAAACAAACACAAUUUGACAAUGAAAAGGAUGAAGCUUUUGAAGAAACAUUGGAAGAAACUUGUGAUGUUUUGGUAAAGAGACAAACCAAGCACUUGGCACAACUCAAUGAAUUACUUUUGAGUUUCCACCACUUUUUUGCUGAAGGUUAUACUCUUACACACGAUUUGAAGGAACCAUUGGAAAAAUUAAUGGAAAAAUCCAACAAGAAAGCUUCCACAUUCAAACAACAAACAGUGGAAAGUGUUUUGGGUGGAGGAGGAUCUAUCAGAUCAACACCAUCACAAUCUUCAUUCACACCUUCAACUAAAUCAAACACUGAAACAUCAACUUCAACAGUCACAACAACCUCAACAGCCAAGUCAUCAACUAAUACUACUUCAACUAGUGCUGUUGGUGGUAUGGGAGCUGCCUUCUCAGCUGCCAAAAAGACAGAAAGUGCUGCAGCAACAGUUUUGUGUAAAUGUAAGGCCAUGUAUACUUAUGAUGCUCAGGAUAGCACAGAAAUUUCAUUCACUGAAGGUGAAACUAUUUUGGUUUAUGAAAAGGAAGAAGGUGGAUGGUGGAGAGGUGCUAGAGAAGCUACUCCAACCAAGUCUGGUAUCUUCCCAUCUAAUUUCGUUGUAGAUUCUAGUGCUUCUUCAGGUAGUGGAAAAACAACAACUGCAUUGUAUGAUUAUGAAGCUCAAGAAUCAAACGAAUUAACUUUCAAAGCAGGAGAAGUUAUUGAAGUCAUUGAGGAAGCAGAUGGAGGGUGGUUUAUGGGCAAGAAUUUGUCAACAAACAAGGUUGGUCUUUUCCCUUCAAACUUUACAGAACUAGGAGCACAAUAA